AUAUUCACAACAUUUCCCAACCAAAUAGGAAGAUUUAAAAAAGAAGAAUACGAUUUUGCCUUUCAUACCCAUGUCCCGCCUAAAGAUUUGUAAACCAAUUGAAAACCUAACUUCCACUUGCACGCUUGGAAACGGACCAAUGCCAAUCGUGAAAUUUAGGUGGUUCUAACAGCACAAUUUGGGACUGGAUCUGGAGUCUUCUGACCCGUGUUGCUGCAGUGUGUCAGUAGCGAGCAGCUAACCAGUAGCGGCAGAGACUAGGGGAGGGUCUGCCGGGGGAGGAAUGGUGUUGCCUUUGGGUUAGUGUUGUGAUCAUAUUACAGACGAGAGGAAACCUUGUCCGCAGUGCCACAUUGGAAGCACACAUAAAACCACUGCAAGAACAGCCACACUUGAUUCUCUUCGCAAAGCGUUUUUGUUUUCAAGUCAAAUACGUGCAGGAAAAUAUUCUGUCUCCGCAGGAGAGUAACUCAACAAUUGCCAUUUUCCCCGGAUGGAUAUGCCGUAGCAACACCCGGAUUCGGCGAGUGGAGAGAAAGUGGUUUUGGUUUCGCUGGUUUAACUAGCUAUGGCCGCUCGAACCAAUGAAACGUCUCGUGGAAGCCCAGUAUUGUGUUAUUUUUGAAGGGACGGGUGGGCAGCUAGUUUCAGCACCGUACAUUCAGAGAAGUGGACUAUGUCAAUAGUAACUGAAUCACGGGGCACCUCCAUUAGUUACGGUAUGGUCCCCAGUAGCCGCAGCUCAGAUUACUCUUCAUAGUUUCUAGCCUGCAAAACUAGGUGGAAUAUGGGCAACUCCGCGGGCUGCCUCGAUAAACAAACAAACGAGACGUUGGUUUAUUGCUAGGUCGUUUGUGUACACAACUGAUUCCCUUUCGUCGGUUUCUACAUUGUUACAAAGACAAUUUAUUCUCAUUCUGUUCCUAGAUGUUGCCCCAGAUCGUAAUUUAGCUAGCGUAGUUGAUUGAAUCCAGCACAGCAGUCAUGUUUGCUGUCCGCAUCGUCACCGCUGACUACUACCUUGCAAGUCCCCUCAAAGACUUGGACGUCUGUUAUAACGAAUUCAGAGAAAGUGACGUGAAGAAAGUACCAGUGGUUCGAGUUUUCGGGGCAACACCAGCAGGUCAGAAGACCUGUCUCCACCUCCAUGGCAUCUUCCCCUACCUCUAUGUGCCGUACGAUGGCUAUGGGCAGCAGGCGGAGAGCUACCUGCGUCAGGUAGCCUUCAGCAUCGACAGGGCCCUCAACGUGUCCAUGGGAAACCCCUCCUCCAACACACAGCACGUCUUCAAGGUGGCACUGGUCUCCGGCAUGCCUUUUUAUGGAUACCAUGCCAUGGAGAGGAAGUUUAUGAAGAUCUAUCUGUACAAUCCUCAGAUGGUCAAAAGGGUGUCUGAGCUGUUGCAAGGAGGCGCUGUGAUGAACAAGCACUACCAGCCCCACGAGGCCCACAUCCCCUACCUGCUGCAGCUGUUCAUCGACUACAACCUGUACGGCAUGAACCUGAUCAACCUGGGAGCCGUCAAGUUCCGCCGGAGCCAGCCGCGCAGAGAGGGAUUUCCCCCAGAUCGCCAGGGCUGCAGCAGGCCAGGCACCAGCCCCUUGAAGAGCCCCUGUACCUCCAGACUGAGCGACAGUACACUGGGAGGCAUGUUUGUCCGCUGGGAGGAGGAUGCCAUAGCCUGUUCCCUGGUCCUGGAGGAUGUGGAGAAACAGAGCACAUGUGAGCUGGAAGUGGAUGCUGUGGCUGUAGACAUCCUCAACCGUCUGGAAAUAGAAAAUCAGAUUGGCAGCAACCCUGGCCUGCAGGCCAUCUGGGAUGACGAGAAGCAGAGGCGACGAGAGAAGAACCAGUCAUCUCAGAUGGAGACCCCACAGUCACAAGAUCGUGGGUUUGUCGCCUCGACGGAGAGCGAGAGGGCCUUCAUGCAGAGAUUCAAGGAGAUGCUGAAGGAAAAUGAGUUUGAUGUGACUCAGUCUGGGUCUGUGGAUGACGCGGCAGAGGAGCAGGAUCCAUCCCCAGCUGAACUGUCUCUACACCCUGAUGUCCUGACCCCAGAGCUGCUGCAGUGUACACCAGCCAACCUGGUGGAGGCGCAUAGAGGCUCCCAGACAGACACUAAAAGGAGCCGUGGUAAAGACCAGGAGGAGGCCAUUGUGGAUGAGGAGGCCAUUCUGAGUCUGUUGGAGAGCAGUCAGACCUUUCUCCCACUCUCCCAGAAAUCCAACCACUCACCCAUACUAGACAGCAGCCAGGAUCAUGCCAUGGUGGACCUGCUGGCAGGCCUGGAGGAUGAUGGGUAUCGGGCGGUCCCUAUGAGGCAGAACUCCCAGCAUUCCCUCCCCGGGGGAGGGAGCGCUCACUACAACAGUGACGAGGAGGAGGAGGGGCCAGAGCUAGAGAGGGAGGAGGCAGAACUCAGUCUUCUGAUGUCACAGAGAUGGGACAGCGACCUUCCAGAACAGUCUUCGAGACGGAGACCUGGUGUGAAGGAGGCAGAAGAGAGCUUCAGUGACGAGCCCCAGGACUCGUCAGAUGAGGAGAUGGAAUGGAGUGGGAACAACUCUCUUUUUGCCAACCUCUCCAUUCCUCAGCUGGACGGUGCUGCGGAUGAGAACAGUGAUUCAUCGGUAACGGACAAAGGCUCCAGGACCCACUCGUCCCUCACCGUCGCCGAUAAGAUCCUGGGGAAGAGGAACCCCUUUCCUGGGGAGACAGUCCACCUGGAGCCCCCGUCUUCAGCCAAGAUCCUCCUAGACCGCAAACACCCGGAGCACCGGCAAGCCCUCUCACAGGACACAGAGGACACAGCUGAUAAGCACUUCCUCUCCCUCAGCCAACACAGUCAUGAGUGUUCCACAGGGUUCAAGGUGAAUAAAGAGAUACCUUACAUCCAGCCGGUCAAACACCCCAUUCCCUGCAACAUCGCCAACCAGGCCGAGGUCUCUCAGAUCUGUGUGGACAAAAUGGACGUCGUUCGGCCUCUGUACACCUACGAGAAGAAGACGAUGGCUCUGGAUGAGUCGGAUCUGGACGUCUUUCCGUUCGGCAAUGGGAAAAUCACUCAGAGCAGGAAGAAGUACAGCAGCAUCAAGAAUGUGGAGAAGAAUCGUCUGUCCAUCCUGCAGAACCACAGGAGCUUCUCCCUGUGUUACUCUGAGUUGAGGAACUGCCCCAGCAAGACAGAGCUAGAGCUGGGUCAGAAAGAAUGUAAAAGCCCCAUACCGAGGAACAGUAUAAACCCAGCCCCCUGCCCCAUAGAAGAGGACGAGCUCAUUGUCUCGAGGGAGGGUGAGAUGGGCAGAGGCAGCGAGGAGGGGGACAUGGGCGAGCUGAAGAUCCGGUACGAGGACUAUCAGGAGAACAAGACUGAGAGGACCAUAGUAGCCCAGCAGGAAGCACACUACAAGUUCUUCCCCAGUGUCAUUCUCUCCAACUGCCUUACCAGGCCCGCCAAGAAGGUGGUGGGCAACAAGUUGACUGACGGCUGCGCCAAACUAGAGCAGGCAGAGCCACGCAGGUCCAGGCUAAAGCUGGGCAAGAGGAGGUCGGCUGCAGCAGCCCAGAAAGCUAAAGCGAACGCUGGGGAAAGCCUAGGCUCUGACAGCCAAGUGGGCAUGGCCUUAACGUCCAUCAUGCCUGCCUGUCCUAAGAGCACGGACACAGUGGCAAAGUCAGUCAUAGAGGAGACUAGACCCACAGCACCACUCCCAGAAUUGCCUGCUCCUGCCCAUUCCCCUGCCCUGGCCCCUUCCCCUCUACCAGCCCCUGUCGUCUCCCCUACACCGGCCCCAGUCCCUGCCUGUCCCACUGAGGCGUCUGUGGAGGGCAGGUUGGCCCCACUGCCUGAGCUCCCUGCUAAAGUGACCGGCACCAAAGCCUCAGGUCUGCCUGGCAGCAAGUACACCCUGAGGGCCAAGCGCAAGAUGAGCUACGACAGCAGCGAGGACGGGGAACACUCGGGCACCUCUCGCGUGAAACACCCUCUGGCCCUCCGAGACAACUACGUCCGCUUCAAAGACAACUAUAUCCUCAGCACGCAGGAACUCAAGUACCAGAAACGACGGAAGAUGUCCAGAAAGGAGCCAAGGGAGCCACCCAUCAUCAUCAAGUACAUCAUCAUCAACAGGUUCAAGGGUCAGAAGAACAUGUUGGUGAAGAUGGCCAAGGUGAGUGCUGAGGAGCAGCGGGUGGUGCUCACACCAGACAAACUGGAGACGUACACUAAAAUGGCCCCUCUCAAGUCCUUCUGGCCUAAGGUUCUAGAGUCUUGUGCGGUCAAGUUUCCUCUCAGUGAGCCCAAGGCUAAUAAGAAACAGCCCAAACGAAAGGUUAAUAAGGUCAACACCACCACCACUAAGAAAACGGCCAGUGGCCCACCCAAACCUCGAGUCCGAGUCAGGCAGGGGGGCGAGAGGCCUAGAAGGACUAAAGGCCUCAGGAAAGCCUCGACUCGGCCCUCUCUGCCGUGCCCGCGGCCAUGUUACUGUGAACUGGCCAAUGACCACGCCACUGAGUACUCUGAUGUGAUGGUGGAGUUGGGUUAUCUGUCUGAGAGAUCCCCUAGCCCCACUGAUUCAACCCCACCCCGGUGUUGGUCCCCUAGUGACCCCCUUAUGGAAGCCAUGUCCUCUGAUGGGUUGAUGAACCCAUUAAAUGAUCCCUGUCUCAGUUCUGUGUGUCAGGAAACCCCCACAGAGUCCUUAGGCCGAGGUGUGCGGAACCGAAGCCGGACUGCUAAACCUAGCAGCCCAAGAAGACGGACUAAGUCUGCUAAUAAGCUUUCGGCGGAAGUCAAAAAGGAGAGUGCCACGAGAAGGAAAAGUACUACUGGGACUCCACGGAGGAGAAAGAAAGAUCUAGAAACUGUUGAUGGGACGAGUGUGGGUGGUGACUCUACUAACACCACCACAAGAACUCGAAGGCCUCGUAGGAAGAAGCAGGCUGAACAGCCCCCUGUAAAAAGCAGAGACUGUGACAGUUCCCAGCUCCUCUUCCCAGAGGAUGUGUCGCCUCCUACUGAAUCCUCUUCAAAGACCGUACCACCCUUUCAGCAGUCAGCUAACAAAACCAGCCAGAUCAUUGACGGCUCCCAUGGGGUCACUGGCUCUAAAUCCCUAUCCCAGUUCAUUGAACCAAAGUCCGAGGACUAUGAGACCUCCAUAAUGGAGGUGAACCAAAGCUUUGCUCUCAAACUCUUCCAAACGCAUCCAGGCCAGCUGCCGAGUUGUGCUGUGAAGGCAGAAACUACAGUUGAUGAGUGCACACCCCCUCAGGUGAAAUCCCCCAUGGUGGGAAAGAGUAAGGGCGCCCCCAAAUCAGGGUCCCCUCACUCAGGCCUUAGGAACGGGGAGGCCCUACCUGAGGAUACCUCUGGCCUGGCUGUUCUGAAGAAGCUCCUGCAGAAGAGGCAGCAGAGAGGUGGUCAGUGCCUCCCAACCCAGACAGUGGGCACAGAGAUCUCCUCCUCCACUACAACACAGCCCCCUGGCCCCACACCAGACCCUGCUGCAGCCAAGCCACCAAGAGCCAGGAAAACUCCGUCAGCCACCCCACGGAAACCCCGGGUCUCAAGAACUACAACUCCCAAGGAGAAGAAGCCCAGAAGCAGGAAGGGUAAGGCGAACUCUCAGCCUGAGUUACCUGUGAAGCAGGAGCCACCAAUGUCAGACGACAGCCCAGUGUUCCUGUCAGACCCAGGCCUGGACAGCUGCUACUCCAUAGAGGACAGCCUCUCCCCAGAGCUCCCACACAACUACAACUUCGACAUCAACGCUAUCGGCAUUGGCAGCCAGACGGAGUUCUCCAGCCUGUACAUGGGCAGCCAGUUUGUUCUGACCGACAAGAAUCUGCCUCAGAAGUUCCUGAGUGACAUCACCCAGGAGGCCAUCCCUGCGCUGGCGCUGAGCAUUGAGAAGAGGCCUGAUAGGCUGUCUGGGUCUGGGGAGGUGCUCCAACGAAGCUUGUCUGGACCUCUGAGUCCUGACCUCUUUGACAAGCCAGAAAACGGUGAAUCUGUCUCCAACCAUUUAUCUUCUCUGGAUUCCGAGAGGUUACUGAGGAGCAGAGAGUGGGGAACGUCCCUGGGCAAACUCCACGGCCUCAGCCACUUCCAGGGCUUUCACUGUGAAAGGAAAGAGCUGCUGUUCUCUGCCUUCGACCCCGUCUUACCGCUGCCUCUGAGCUCUGCGUCUUUCGCAGACAAUGAAGGAUCACCGACCGGAGACUUACCGGAGGGGAAUGAUGCUUUGACGUCGACCACGGCCAGUAGUUCUCCGCGCUCGGUUAACUCCGUAUCCCAGGUGAAGACCAGCAGCCAGCUCCUCAGGGGGACAGGAGGGGGAGCCCACAUCCUCAAGCCCCUCAUGUCCCCUCCCAACCGGGAAGAGAUCCUCACCACCCUCCUGGACCUGGAGAUGUCUGAGGCCAUCUUUCAGGAGCCCUUCUGCAGCAACCCCUCAGACGCUCCAGGGAAACCCAGGGAGGUUGGUGGACGUAAGUUGACGGUGGAGACCAGGUUGGCCAAGGAGCUGGCUGAGUUCAACGGGGACCUAUCCCUAGAGGGGCUACACUUCUGGAAGACGGCCUUCUCCGCCAUGACCCGGCCCGGCUCCUCUCACACCCUGGGAGCAGAAGCCACCAGAGACCAGGCCCAGCUCAGCCCCUCUUCAGCCGGGGACCAGAAGGUCAUCCUGCUGCCCUGUAGGAGCGCCCCCAGGCGGGAACGCGUCCAGCUAUGGCUGGAGGCCAGGAAACAGUACGAGCAUCUGCAGAGGGGCAGGAGAGACAUGGGAGCACUGGAGAGGGGAAGGUUAGAACAGAUAAGAGAAGAGCAGCAAACUGACAGGACUGAACAGCCCACUCUGCUCCAUUGUCCAGCAUUGAAGGAAGAGGAGGGGUUUGAGAAGCCCUCCGAUAUCAGGACUCAGAGGGAUAAUCUCUCUCUACAUAUAUCACCUGUUGGGGGGGUGGAAACUCAGGACAGCCCCAGAGGAGUGAAGCCUGUAUCAGACAUUAACACCAGAGACUCUGAGGAGGAGUGUUAUGGUAAAUCCAUCUCUCCAGACUCGCCAGACCUGCCGCCCUGGCAGCAGCCCACGCAGCCCAGCCCCUCAGGACUAGAUGGAGUAGAGGGGGAGAGGAGAGGGUCAGAUCUAGGGUCACCCUUGUCCCCCAGGCUCUGCACCUCCCCAGAGAGGAGCGAGGAGAAGCACUUCCUCAGUCCCUCUCCCUUGCCUUCCACGAAGAGCCGAGGGGACAGGGAGAGGACCAGCCCCAACCUUCAGCUCCACAGCACCCCAGUCCUCAGGAGACGCAGGUGCAGGGGCGAGUCUGAACCCAUGUGCAGCACCCCUUUGACUGAAGACGCAGAGUCCCCAUCUCAGAGACUGCAGCACAGGAGAGGGGAACACACAGACACCCUGAGGAGAGUGACACUGACCACACAGAUGAAGAACCAGUUUGCUGCUUUGAACGUUGCAAAGAAAGACAACUCUCAGAUCGAGGGCCCCAGCAUCAGCAACUCGUACGGCUUCAAAGUCAGCAUGCAGAACCUCCAGGACGCUAAAGCCCUGCACGAGGUGCAGCACCUGACGUUGAUGAGCAUGGAGCUUCACGCUCGAACCCGGCGGGACCUGGAGCCCGACCCCGAGUUUGACCCCAUAUGUGCCUUAUUCUACUGCUUCAGCUCUGACGCACCCCUACUGGACUCAGACAAGACGCAGCUGACUGGGGCCAUCGUGGUGGACAAGGACUGCCAGGACAGUGGCCAAGGUGUCAGAGGAACAGCACCCCUGCUGGUCAGAUCUGGGGUCUCAGGACUGCAGGUCACCUACGCUGUGGAUGAGAAGCGGCUGUUCCAGGAAGUUGUCACGAUCAUGAGGAGGUUUGACCCAGACAUGCUGGUAGGCUAUGAAGUCCAGAUGCGUUCCUGGGGCUACAUCCUCCAGCGGGCAGCGGCACUCAACUUUGACCUUUGCCAGCAGCUCUCCAGGGUGCCAGGUGACGCCAAGGAGAACUGUUUCGCUGCGGAGAGGGAUGAGUACGGAGCGGACACCAUGACGGAGAUACACAUCAUCGGCCGCAUCGUCAUCAACCUGUGGAGGAUCAUGAAGACCGAGGUAACGUUGAACAACUACAGUUUUGAGAAUGUGGCCUUCCACGUCCUACACCAGCGCUUCCCCCUGUACAGCCCCCGCACCCUGUCGGACUGGUUCGACCACAACACGGACCUGCACAGGUGGAAGAUGGUGGACUAUUAUGUGAGCCGGUUGGGCGGCACCAUGCAACUUCUCCAGCAGCACGACAUCAUCGGCAGGACCAGCGAGCUGGCCAGGGUGUUCGGGAUCCAGUUCUACCACGUGCUCACCAGGGGAUCCCAGUACCGUGUGGAGUCCAUGAUGCUGCGCGUGGCCAAGCCCAUGAACUAUAUCCCCGUGACGCCCAGCAUUCAGCAGAGAGCCCAGCAGAGGGCGCCACAGUGCAUCCCGCUGGUCAUGGAGCCCGAGUCACGCUUCUACAGCAAUUCUAUGGUGGUGCUGGACUUCCAGUCGCUCUACCCCUCCAUCGUCAUCGCCUACAACUACUGCUACUCUACCUGCCUGGGCCACGUGGAGAGCAUGGGAACGCCCGAUGAGUUUAAGUUUGGCUGCACCUCCCUGCGGGUCCCCCCUGAGCUCCUCUACCAGCUCCGCAAUGACAUCACCAUCUCUCCCAACGGCAUCGCUUUUGUCAAGCCCACGGUGAGGAAGGGGGUCCUGCCCAGUAUGUUGGAUGAGAUCCUGAACACGCGGUUCAUGGUGAAGCGCUCCAUGAAGACUUACAAGCAGGACAAGGCCUUGAUGAGGCUCCUGGACGCCAGGCAGCUGGGACUCAAGCUCAUCGCCAACGUCACCUUCGGCUACACCGCCGCUCACUACUCCGGACGUAUGCCCAGCGUAGAGGUUGGAGAUAGUAUUGUCCACAAGGCCAGGGAAACCCUGGAGAGGGCCAUCAAGCUGGUCAACGACACCAAGAAGUGGGGAGCCCACGUUGUCUAUGGUGACACAGACAGCAUGUUUGUCCUGCUAAAGGGAGCGACUAAAGAGCAGGCCUUCAAGAUCGGCAACGAGAUCGCCGAGGCGGUGACUGCUACCAACCCUAAACCUGUCAAGCUGAAGUUUGAGAAGGUGUACCUCCCGUGCGUGCUCCAGACGAAAAAGCGCUACGUGGGCUACAUGUACGAGAGCCUGGACCAGAAGGACCCCGUGUUUGACGCCAAGGGGAUCGAAACUGUGCGUCGAGACGGAUGCACUGCUGUUUCCAAGAUUUUGGAGCGUUCCAUCAAGCUGCUGUUUGAGACGCGGGACAUCAGCCUGGUGAAGCAGUUUGUGCAGCGUCAGUGUGUGAAGGUGCUGGAGGCCAAGGCCAGCAUGCAGGACCUGACUUUCGCUAAGGAGUACAGGGGCAGCGGCUCCUACCGGCCGGGGGCCUGCGUCCCUGCUCUGGAGCUCACCAGGCGUAUGAUGGCUUAUGACCGGCGCCUGGAGCCACGGGUGGGCGAGCGGGUGCCCUACGUGAUCGUGUACGGGACGCCCGGCGUGCCUCUCAUUCAGCUGGUGCGGCGGCCCCUGGAGGUGCUGCAGGACCCGGGCCUGCGCCUCAACGCCACCUACUACAUCACCAAGCAGAUCCUGCCCCCGCUGAGGCGCAUCUUCCAGCUCAUCGGUGUGGAUGUGCUCAGCUGGUACCAGGAGCUCCCCAGGGUCCAGAAGGCGUCAUGCUCCAUGGUGGCCAGAGGGGAGGAAGUGGGGAGGAAGGGGACUAUCUCCCAAUACUUCACCACGCUGCACUGUCCUGUGUGUGACGAGCUCACCCAGUUAGGGGUGUGUGCCAGCUGCCGUGCCGAGCCCCAACGCGUGGCCGUCACUCUCUACCAGGACAUGCGCCUUUGGGAGAGCCAGCAGGACCAGCUGCUAAAGAUCUGUCGGAACUGCAGCGGCAGUGCGGAGCGGCAGGUUCCGUGUGUGUCUCUGGACUGUCCGGUGCUCUACAAGCUGUCCCGGGUCAACAGACAGCUCACCAAGGCCCCCUACCUCCGACAGCUCCUGGAGCAGUUUGGAUUGUGAACGGCCCCUGUGGCCCACUGCGCAGCACAGCUACUCUGGUGCUAAAACCAACGCUGUCUCAUCCAGCCGUGUUUCCCUGUCUUUUCCUUUUUAAAUGGUGCUUUGAUUGAACCCCGUUGGGUUUUCAUGUUGUCCCGUUGUUAUUUGUUAUACAAGUAUUUCUGCUCUAAGUGCAGACUGGCUGGGUUUGGGCCUCCUGAAGGAGACGAGGGAGUGGUUUUCAAGGGCUCGUUCUCCCUCGCUCACUGUGUCUUCAUUAGCUGCUAUUGGUUGGUUGUGAUUGAAGCUGAUGUUUUUUUUCUUUCUUCAGGAUGGAUGGAGAUAUAGUCUCUUCUGUAUCAUAAAGAUGGCAUUAACUCUUGACCGAAGAGGCCCCUACCGUUUUUAUUUUGUAGGCGCUGUAGCAAUUUGUAAAUGCAAGACUUAAAAAGUCUGAACAGUAUUUCUAAGGAGCUCCUUACGACGCAAAGGUUGACUAAAGAAAACACUGUUUAACUACAUUUCCCUUUUUUAUAUCAAAUACAAUCUUUGGUAAAUAGUUCUUGUAAAAGUGCCCAUUUGAAUUAUCUGUGCAUCGGCAUUAAAAAAUGAAAACAAAUCAACUAGUUUUUAUGCAUUCUGUUUGUGUGCCAUUUUGUCUCUUUUAGCCUCAAUUUGUCAGUUAUGAAAAAGCAUAUUAUCAUUAUACCCUGAGGCACUAAUGCCUAUAAAAAGAGGAUGGGGGAGUAUUCAUUUCAGUUUUUACUUCUGGGACUGUUGCAAUACUGUAUUUUGAUAAUUUAUGGCAAGAGUAUAUAUUAUUUCCUUGUGCAUAUUUGUUUUGUACACAUUUCUAAUGCUUUCUCCAUGUUAAAACAGCAUAUGCCAUCUACCCAUGUCAAGAUGGAUUAUAUUAUUUCCCAAACAACUAUACACAGGAUCUGUGUAUUUGUAUAAAUGUAAAUGUACAACAAAAAAUAUGAAGGAAGUGUUUCUUGCUUUGUUUUUAAUGGACAUUGCUGUGGGUGGAGGUUGAAGAUUGAUAUAAUAAAACUCAAUGUAUUAAA
Messenger RNA from Oncorhynchus keta (chum salmon), 11153 nucleotides. RefSeq names its product REV3 like, DNA directed polymerase zeta catalytic subunit (gene rev3l). Gene Ontology annotation, biological process: double-strand break repair via homologous recombination; error-prone translesion synthesis. NCBI's taxonomy places the organism in Eukaryota, Metazoa, Chordata, Actinopteri, Salmoniformes, Salmonidae. Gene Ontology annotation, molecular function: nucleotide binding; DNA-directed DNA polymerase activity; DNA binding. Bases 985 to 10107 code for a protein of 3040 amino acids. The transcript has 32 exons. Gene Ontology annotation, cellular component: zeta DNA polymerase complex; nucleus. The record is from RefSeq and is a predicted model, not a curated record.